GGCGGGUUCCAGGGUAGGCUUGGGAGAGGAACCGGCCACCAGCCAAGAUCCUAGAUUAUUCAUCUCCUGGGCGCUUGGUCCUCCAAACUGAUCACAACUGUUCUGGGCAACAUGGAUGUGGAGGAAGAUGAUUUGGCUGUGCUCACAGCUCUGCUGGAGGAGAAUAAGUCAGCCUCGGCUUGUCAUUCAGAAGAGAAUAACUCUCAGGCCCAGGAAGAUGGUGAACUGGACGAAUUUGAUGAGCUUUUUGAUGCUGAUGGUGACGGUGAAUCGUACACAGAAGAGGCUGGCGAUGGAGAUGUGGGGAGGACAGAAGACCAGAAGGAAAAUCUGGCCACUCUCUUUGGCGAUGUGGGGGACUUAACGGAUGAAGAUGUUCCUGCAUCACCCUCCACUGAACACGGGGUCCUCGCUGCUCCUGCCCCCAGACAAGAGAAAACCAAUGAGGAGUUGCAAGAUGAAUUAAGGAAGUUGCAAGAACAAAUGAAGUCCUUACAAGAACAACUCAAAUCAGCAUCAAUUAAACAGCCUGCAAGUCCAGCCCUCCCUAAAUCCUCCGGAAAGUGUCCCCGGCCCCCUCUGAAGGAGAAGAAAGUUCAGCGGAUUCAAGAGUCCCCAUGCUUCUCAGCAGAGCUCGAUGCCCCUGCCCCACCCCGAACCAAGCGUCUGGCUCGGACACCAAAGGCUGCUACAGAGUCCCAAAGCUCAUCUUUAAAGAUGACAGUUACUCCCCCUGAACCACUACAAACUAUUCCUGGGAACAAACCUAGUCAGAUGACCAGAGAGCCGAGCUCGAGCUCGGCUGUCUCCAGGAGUUCAGCUGUCUCCAGGAGUUCCGGGGAACCAGCUCCACCUGUGUCUGUGGAAGCCUUCUCCGGUCUGCGGCUCAGGAGGCCUCGAGUAUCCUCCACAGAAAUGAACAAGAAAAUGACUGGCCGAAAGCUGAUCAGACUAUCACAGAUCAGGGAAAAGAUGGCCAUUGACAAGCUGGAGGAAGUGGACUGGGUGACAUUCGGGGUGAUAAUGAAGAAAGUCACUCCCCAGAGUACUAACAGUGGGAAAACAUUUAGCAUCUGGCGACUGAAUGAUCUUCGAGACCUGACCCGAUGUGUGUCGUUGUUCUUGUUUGGAGAAGUUCACAAGGAUCUGUGGAAGACGGAGCAGGGCACCGUCAUCGGCUUGCUCAACGCCAACCCCAUGAAGCCGAAGGAUGGCUCUGAGGAGGUGUGCUUAUCUAUUGAUCAUCCUCAAAAGGUCUUAAUUAUGGGUGAAGCUCUGGACCUGGGAACCUGUAAAGCCAAGAAAAAAAAUGGAGACCCAUGCACACAGGCUGUUAAUUUGAAUGACUGUGAGUACUGCCAGUAUCACAUCCAGGCUCAGUACAAGAAGCUCAGUGCAAAGCGAUCUGAAUUACAGUCCACCUUCUCUGGAGGACGAAUUCCCAAGAAGUUUGCUCGCAGGGGUGCUAGCCUCAAAGAGCGGCUGUGUCAAGAUGGCUUUUACUAUGGAGGAGUUUCUUCUGAGUCCUACGCAGCCUCAAUCGCAGCAGCUGUUGCUCCUAAGAAGAAGAUUCAAACCACGUUGACGAAUCUGGUUGUGACGGGCACAAAGUCGAUCAUUCAGGAGACACGGCAAAAACUGGGGAUUCCCCAGAAGAGCGUGGCUUGCUCCAAGGAGUUCAGGGAAUUGAUGGCCCUGCCAACAUUUGGAGCCAGAUACUUAAAGCAACAUUUAGCCAAAGCUGAGGCUUCAGGCAGCCUGGGGAUCCCCAAACCUGCCAUCCAAUCUAUCUCAGCAUCAGCCCUCCUGAAGCAACAGAAGCAACAAAUGCUAGAGAUGAGGAAGAGGAGAUCGGAGGACAUACAGAAACGAUUUCUCCAAAGCUGCAGUGGAGCCCAGAGCCCGGCUGCGCCAGGCUCAUCUCAGCUGCCCCCGAGUCAGCCUCCACGAACAAGCGCUGAGCUCUCCAGGCCGGAGGGAGCCACAGCCCCGCCAAUACCCAAGCUCGGGCGAGGCGUCACAGAAGGAGAUGAGGUUCUCUUCUUCGAUGUGUCUCCACCCCCAAGACCAAAACUGAGUGCCGUCGCAGAAGCCAAAAAGUUAGCUGCAAUCGCCAAAUUAAAAGCAAAAGGCCAGAUCCUUGCAAAAACAGACCCAAACAACAUUGUAAAGAAGCACAAGGGCCCACAAGACGUGCUGGAGGUGAAGGGGCGUGUGGAAAAGAACAACACGUGUUCUCCUGAAGCUGAGGAUGAAUUGGAGCCUGCGAGGAAGAAAAGGAGAGAGCAGCUGGCCUACCUGGAAUCUGAGGAAUUUCAGAAAAUUCUAAAAGCAAAGUCGAAGCACACAGACAUUCUGAAGGAGGCCGAGGCUGAACUGCAGGAGUGCUAUUUCGAGCCACUGGUGAAGAAAGAACAAAUGGAAGAAAAGAUGAGAAGCAUCCGAGAAGUGAAAUGUCGAGUGGUGACGUGCAAGACGUGCGCCUACACCUACUUCAAGCCUCGGGAGACGUGCGUCAGCGAGCAGCACGACUUGCACUGGCAUGAUGGCGUCAAGAGGUUUUUCAAGUGUCCGUGUGGGAACAGGAGCAUCUCCCUCGACAGGCUACCUAAGAAGCACUGCAAUAACUGCGGCCUCUACAAAUGGGAACGGGAUGGAAUGCUGAAGGAGAAGACUGGUCCCAAGAUAGGAGGAGAGACCCUGUUGCCGCGAGGAGAAGAACAUGCAAAAUUUCUGAACAGCCUUAAAUAACCCAAAGUCAGACAUUUCCCACAACUGCCUGGCUUCUCAUAGCUCUGAGGAAGCAAGGAGUUGAUUGGCGUCGUUGGAAACAAGAGCUUGAAAGCACCAGAAGCUUCCUGCCUACUCUUCUCCAUGUGUAGCUUUGACCUGGAAGGAGAAAAUCCAGUUACCAGGGUGUUGCCUGUCUCCCACAGGUUAUUGUAUUAAUUCAGCCACACCAAGUGUGCCCCAAAAGGGGAAAGUGAACUGAGAACUGUGCAUCCGGACCACUUAGUUAUAGAGUAUUGAGUUAUAGAGUUAUUGAGUAAAGUUGUAGUGUUUUGUAGACAGAGUCA
Perognathus longimembris pacificus (Pacific pocket mouse) is the source of this 3077-nucleotide messenger RNA. It is a transcript of the gene Mcm10, whose product is annotated as minichromosome maintenance 10 replication initiation factor. Gene Ontology annotation, molecular function: single-stranded DNA binding; DNA replication origin binding. The coding region runs from base 112 to 2751 and encodes 879 amino acids. The record is from RefSeq and is a predicted model, not a curated record. Gene Ontology annotation, biological process: DNA replication; DNA replication initiation. The transcript has 20 exons. Lineage: Eukaryota; Metazoa; Chordata; Mammalia; Rodentia; Heteromyidae. Gene Ontology annotation, cellular component: replication fork protection complex; nucleus.